This is a messenger RNA of Oenanthe melanoleuca, 1983 nucleotides long. RefSeq names its product adenosine A3 receptor (gene ADORA3). NCBI's taxonomy places the organism in Eukaryota, Metazoa, Chordata, Aves, Passeriformes, Muscicapidae. Gene Ontology annotation, biological process: G protein-coupled adenosine receptor signaling pathway. Gene Ontology annotation, molecular function: G protein-coupled adenosine receptor activity. Gene Ontology annotation, cellular component: synapse; dendrite; membrane. The transcript has 2 exons. The coding region runs from base 659 to 1606 and encodes 315 amino acids. The record is from RefSeq and is a predicted model, not a curated record.
ACCGGGGCUGGGCUCACCGGGGCUGGGCUCACACCGCCUCUGCUCCAGCACCGCCCUCUGCCUUUACAACUCGGUUUUCUGUGUCCUUAUCCUGUUCUGAUUUGAUUGGGAAUUAAUUUUCCCCCAAGUCAAGUCCGUUUUCCCCAUGCUGGUAACGGCACACUCUCCCUGGCCUUACCUCCACUCAGGAGCCUUUUAUUUUUUAAUGCAGCUCCUUUCAAGCCCCUGAGCUGCCUCAGUUCUGACACUGACUGAAGAGAUUAACUGGACUGAUAAGUGGCUGCUUUGCAGCCAACUGCUGUUGAUAUUUUUGAAAGAGGAACCUGUAAAACUAUUUCUUUAUAAGUUGCUGGUAAGAAGGACUGUGGAAGCUUUCCCUCGUUGUCUCUUCCAAACAGCUGCCCAAGGCACGUGGCUGACCCGAGGCUGCUGGAGGAUGCAGUGAGCCUCAGGAGGGGUCUCCAGAGCGGGGAAGGGCUCCUGGAUGCUGAGUUCCUGCAGCUGCUGAUACCUGCCCAGGUGCUGGGGACACGAGAUAGCAGCGAGCUGUGGAUGUGGAGAGUCCCCGGGCCAGCACUGCAGAUCCACGCGUGGCCGUCCAUGCCCACGUCCCCCCGCGCAGCCGCAGCCGGGGCAGCCGCAGCCGCAGCAGCUGGCGAUGCCGAACAGCAGCCUGGCCCUGGGCAGCCUGCACGGGCUCUACAUCGGCACCGAGUGCCUGGUGGCCCUGCUGGCCACGCUGGGCAACGUGCUGGUGAUGUGGGCGGUGAGGCUGCAGGCGCUGCACAACACCACGCUGUACUUCAUCGCCUCGCUGGCGCUGGCCGACGCCGCCGUGGGGCUGCUGGUGAUGCCGCUGGCCGUGGUGGUGAGCCUGGGCAUCGCCAUGCCCGCCUACAGCUGCCUCUUCCUCUGCUGCCUGCUGCUGGUGUUCACCAACGCCUCCAUCCUGUCCCUGCUGGCCAUCGCCAUCGACAGGUACCUGCGGGUCAAGCUGCCCACCAGAUAUAAAAUAAUCACCACUGAGAGGAGGGUGUGGUGGGCCCUGGGGCUGUGCUGGUGCCUGUCCCUGCUGGCAGGGCUGGUGCCCAUGUUUGGCUGGAACCAGGCAGGCCCCAGCAGCUCCAGCCCCCUCCGGUGCCACUUCACGGCCGUGAUGAGGAUGGAUUUCAUGGUGUAUUUCUGCUUCUUCACCUGGACCCUGCUGCCCCUGCUCAUCAUGUGUGCCCUGUACGCAGAAAUCUUCUACAUCAUCCACACAAAGCUCAGCCAAGGCACUGCUGGGAGAGGGGCUGGGGCUUUCUAUGGCCAGGAGUUCAAGACAGCCAAGUCUCUUGCACUUGUUCUCUUCCUGUUUGCAAUCUCCUGGCUGCCUCUGUGCAUCAUAAACUGUGUUUCCUAUUUUUACCCCGAGUCUCAGAUCCCCCCCUAUUUGAUUUACUUGGCAAUCCUUUUAUCCCAUGCCAAUUCUGCCAUGAACCCCAUUAUCUAUGCCUACAAGAUAAAGAAGUUCAAAACCACAUACCUUUUCAUUUUAAGGACCUAUAUCCUGUGCAAAAAGCCAGACCCAGCUCUUACAGAGCAAACAACAGACCCACAGUCAUAAAUAAAGGUCCCAGAGCAUGGAUAAAGCACCUGGCUUUGCUAAGAAACUCUUGGGAAACUGCAGGACCUGUGGAUCUGAAGCUGCUCUAAAGCUGUAUGUGAAUAUAUGUCUUUAUGUAAUAUAAUUUCUGAACACAGAAGAUGGACAUUUUGUCUAGUUGGGAGUUUGGGAUUUUUUUAACAUGAGGAUUGGUUGAGUUGAUUGAAAACCAGGAUGUGUUCUUUGCUGUUCAUAAUCCAGCAGCUCACAAGCUCACUGACUGUUCUCACUGCAUUUGUCUUGUCUGUCCAUUCAGAUUUAACUCUAGUCAGUUUGUGCUUCAGCCAGUGUUGUCAAUUUUCAUGAGUAAUAAUAAAUAGUAGAUGGAUUUUACAUUA